Messenger RNA from Mobula hypostoma (lesser devil ray), 9222 nucleotides. RefSeq names its product sushi, nidogen and EGF-like domains 1 (gene sned1). NCBI's taxonomy places the organism in Eukaryota, Metazoa, Chordata, Chondrichthyes, Myliobatiformes, Myliobatidae. Gene Ontology annotation, cellular component: plasma membrane; protein-containing complex. The transcript is spliced from 29 exons. Gene Ontology annotation, biological process: establishment or maintenance of epithelial cell apical/basal polarity; cell-matrix adhesion; heterophilic cell-cell adhesion. Gene Ontology annotation, molecular function: protein binding; calcium ion binding. Bases 54 to 3983 code for a protein of 1309 amino acids. The record is from RefSeq and is a predicted model, not a curated record.
CCGGUACAACACACGCUCUCACACACUGUCCAGGUGACUUGGGGUUGUGACAGAUGGAGCUGCGGGUUGGAGCGCUGCUGGCCGUCGGGAUUGUGCUGGGGUCGCUGGAAGGAAUCUCCUGCUUGGUGCCACUCAGUGACUUUUACCCAUUCGGGGUGGAGAACGGGGACUCGGUCAAUGCUAAGGUGGACGAUGGAGGAUCCGGGCUGCUGGAGAUCUCACACAGCUUUCCCUUCUUUGGAGAGAGGCACUCCGGGCUUUACGUGAAUAAUAAUGGGAUCAUCUCAUUUCUGAAGGAAGUCUCCCAGUUCACUCCGGUGGCAUUUCCGAUCUCUAAUGACCGACGAGUGGUGGCAGCCUUCUGGGCAGAUGUCGAUAAUCGUAGGGCUGGAGAUGUCUUCUACAGAGAAACCAAGGAUCCUGCUAUCCUUCAGUCUGCGACUAACGACAUCAGAAAGUAUUUUCCAGAGCACAAGGAAUUCACCACCCAGUGGGCGUUCGUAGCCACCUGGUACAAAGUGACAUUCUUUGGAGGAAGCUCGUUUUCACCGGUCAACACCUUCCAAAUCGUCCUGGUUACAGAUGGAGAAGCCUCCUUCACUAUCUUCAACUAUGAAAAUAUCACCUGGACGACGGGAAUGCAUGCCAGCAGUGGAGGGGAUUUUGCUGGACUCGGAGGCAUUGCUGCCCAGGCAGGUUUCAAUGCUGGAGAUGGAAAACGUUACUUCAAUAUUCCUGGUUCACGCACAGACGACAUUGUGGAUGUCGAAACGACAACCAAUGUGGGUCUUCCUGGCCGUUGGGUAUUCCGGAUCCACGAUGCCUACGUUGAGGUUGGUGGCUGCAACGACUCAGCCUCAGUGUGUUUGAAUCUGCGGCCAUGUCUGAACGAUGGAAAGUGCAUCGAUGACUGCAUCACUGGAAAUCCUUCUUAUACCUGUUCCUGUCGAGCGGGGUUCACGGGCCGGAGGUGUCAGAUAGACAUUGACGAGUGCGCUUCAUACCCGUGUCGCAAUGGCGGGACGUGCUUGGAUGGUCAGAAUGCCUUUGCUUGCCAGUGCAGUGCUGGAUACACAGGAGUGCUCUGUGAAACAGAUAUCAAUGACUGUUCAUCAAAUCUCUGUCAGAAUGGAGGUACUUGCAUUGAUGGAAUUAGUGCAUAUAGCUGCCAGUGCACGUUUGGCUUUUCUGGGAAGCACUGUGAGAUUGCUGACUCCCCGUGCAAAAGUAAAGAGUGCCAAAAUGGCGGUGUGUGUGAGGUGAACAAUGGAACGGCAGUGUGCAUCUGUCAGAAGGGCUACACUGGAGAGAGUUGUGAAAAUGAAACUGACGAAUGUGGCUCUAACCCAUGCCUGAAUGGGGGAGAGUGUAUUGACUUGGUUGAUAAUUACACCUGCCUGUGCCCCCCGCCAUUCUCAGGAAGACACUGCGAGACAGGUGAGCCUGAGCCCCCCGCUUUAAACACCUGUCAGCCAAACCCGUGUCUGAAUGGGGGGAGCUGCAAUGAGACUGAAGACGGCUACUUGUGCAACUGUCCUGAGGGAUUUACAGGCCAUGACUGUGAGAAUGAGGUUCUCCAGCCUUGCAGUGCCCACCACCAGUGUCCCCACGGUGGUUCCUGUGCUGAAUACGGAGGAACAUAUCGCUGCAUCUGCCCGCAGGGUCCCAGUGGGAGAGAGUUUAUCCCAUCCCCCUGCGAGUCGGACCCCUGUCAAAGAGGAGGGACUUGCAAGGAACUGGAUGGCUCUUAUACCUGUCAGUGUCCACCAGGCUUCAGUGGGAAGCACUGUGAAAAAGAAAGACUCCGCUCCUGUGCAUCCAAUCCAUGUCGGAAUGGUGGAACCUGCAGAGAGGCCCCUGGAGGAACUUAUCAAUGUACCUGUUUGUAUCGAUUCACUGGCAAGAACUGUGAAACUGGAAAGCCAGACCCUUGUUCUUCCAGCCCUUGCCAAAACGGUGGCACCUGUUUCCAUUACAUUGGAAAAUACAAGUGUGAGUGCCCCAGGGGAUUCACCGGACGGCACUGUGAUACAGAAGUGGACUGUGGAAUCCCCAGUGAAGUGAAGCAUGCUGAGCUCCUCAUCUCUUCGACCAAAUAUAGCUCAGUCGCUCAGUACAUUUGUGAAGCAGGAUUCACAGUGCAGCCCAGUACAGGGGAGAGUACCUGCCAACUGGAUGGAAGAUGGAGUGAAGCACCGAUCUGUGAGGAAAUCAAUGAAUGCUCCUCGCAGCCCUGUUUGAAUGGUGGGACCUGCAAGGAUGAGAUCAACAGUUUUGUGUGCGAGUGUCAGAAAGCAUUCGCUGGAACACUUUGUGAGUCGGCUGUGAAUCCCUGCCGCCUCAACCCCUGUGGUACUCGUGGUUUCUGUCGGAGUGUGAAUGGGUCGUACGUCUGCACUUGUAAAGUUGGAUACUCUGGCAAACACUGUAACACAGAGCUCGCUCCACCUAGCGAGCUGAAGGUGGAGAAAUCAGAAGAAACUGAGAUUGAAAUCUCAUGGCAAGCUCCGGGAGCCGGUGGUACGCAGGACUUGAUUGAUGGCUUCGCAGUGACUUACAUGUCGUACAACGGGGAAAUGCGUAAGACUGACUUUGUAGACAAGAGCAGGUCACGCCAUCUGCUGAGAUCACUGUCACCGGGAAGACUUUACAACAUCUCCAUUUUCUCAGUGAAGCGGAACGUCAAUCAAAAUGACAUCAGCAAACCGGCUCUGCUCCACGUGUGGACAAAACCUGGCCCUGUUGGAAACUUGUCUGCAGUAAAUGUCUCUGCUUCCAGUAUAUCCGUCUCCUGGUUUUUGUACAGUCCGAAACAGGCAGCAGAAAGCACAAUUCGAUUAUCCCUUAAGUCUUCCGACAUGGUUAGAGAUUCAACGGUUACACUGAGUUCUAAUCUCACAAAGUACACCUUCAGUGACCUUUCUCCAGGAAAACUCUACACUGUGGAAGCUGUACCACAGAUGGGUCUCAAUGGUCAGGAGCACCCCUGGAGGGGUAUAGCAACACAAUCUCUGCGUGUGUGGACACGACCACUCCCUCCUCAGAAUCUCGUACUGCUGAGGGUCACAACAACGACAGCAAAUCUUCACUGGAAGAACCCCCCAGAUGGCUCAACUGAUGGCUUCGUCCUGAAUAUCACAACCAGCCACAACGUGAAAAGCCGCUACCUUCCCGACGGAAAGUUAACUGCCUACACCCUCCACGACCUGGACAUGGGGCGAAGGUACAAGCUGGCACUAAUGAGGGUGCAGGACACGGAGAGUGGGAAGCUGGUUAGUGAUCCAGCCCAUCUGACCUUCAGCACACUGGGAAUCCAUGGAAGCGCAAGUCAAAGAGAAGGGCAAGGAAUUGGCAAGACCAACUUGGACCCCAUUGAUGCAGGCGUAUAUGAUAACCUGCUACACAUCACGGCACAGCCUGAUGAGGAGGCAGAAGUCAGCAACAGGAGCUAUGAAGACAAUUCCCAUGCCAUAAGAUACUCAGAAAUGCAGGAUGGAAGAGGGAGAAUCAGUGCCACGUUUGUAAAUCUGCAGCCCAAGCCAAUCACACACCGAGCAUCUCCAGAGCCUCCAAUCCAACUGGAAAACUUGGAGGAAUCUACAAACCGAAUCAGUCUGCCCUUUGAGAUCCAGGAGCCUGAGACCAAUGCUAAGCCUGAGACAAAAAGUGAGCUUGAUGAACUUGAGGAAUGUUCCUCCAACCCCUGUAAAAAUGGAGGUACCUGCGUGAAGGGAAUAAACUCGUAUAUGUGCGACUGUGAAAAGGGAUUCAAGGGGAAAAACUGUGAAUUGUUGUGCAAGAAACUGCCACACCCUUGCACACGCCUAUACUCUGAAACAAAAUCUAUUCCAGUGUGGGAGGACAGUGUUUUCCAAUUUACGUAUAGGAGAAUUUAUAAAGUUCACCAGGAUACCUGCUACAAAGAAGUUUGUGAGCCUCUAAUACACAGAACACCCAGAAACAGAAGGUUAUUCAGACAUUAACUAAUUACUGGAUCUACUAGCUGAUGUGUGGAAGGAGAACACAAGUCCGAAGACAUCGGAAGGAUGGUGCUAGUUAAUCCACCACAAGUUAACGCAUUGUAAAGACGGGGCCACCCAUUGGAGAGUCAGCCAAGAUGUCUUAGUGUUGCUUUGUUCAUUUUGAGGGAGUCAAAGUCCAAAAAGCUAGGACAGUUGAAAUCUGAUCAACACAUAAUUUACUGAAGAAGAAUGCGUGUGUGGAAGGAAGGGAGGCGAGAGCAGACGCACACAACUCUUACAUGUCCUUCUGUUCAAGCAGAGAGGGGUGAAUGAUUGAGUGAAUUAAUGCUUGUAGUACAAGGGUGCCCAUGAGUAUGAAUGUGCCUGUGUAUAAACAACUGUCUGUCUGCAGUGUAUAAAUUCUUCAAGCUGGGAAACAAGAUUGCCGGGAAUUUGAAUUGCAUUGUCCUGAUGAUAGCAUUGUGCAGACUUCAAUCAGAUAAAUGUGGCUCCAACAUAUUGUGUAGAGUACAGAGUCCCCUAGACUGCCUGAAAGCGUGCUUAAACCCUGCCUCUCAUGCUAUACCAUUGUGGCUUUUCCAUUUGUGUUACGCUUGUGCUAGUUAGUAAUUAAAAUAUUACAACAUUUCUUUGGCAUGCACUUAUCACUUAUUUACUGACAUCAGGGUUGAGAGUGCCUAUACUGACAUCAUCAAAGAUUCACAGGAUCUGGUAAAGCCAACUCUUAGACCCUUCUCCCUUAGAAGGUACUACUAAGGGGAAACCUGUGUACCGUGGUCCUAUGCCUGACAGCACAACAUGUAUCAAAGUUGUGUUUUAUUCUAUUGGAUAAAGACUUCACUGUUGAGCCUUAGCUGUUAACAUCAUAGGAACUGUCCACUUGGUCCUCUGUAGUUCUAUUAUCUCUGUCAAGACCAUGCAGAAGUAACUCACUGCAUACCUGUCUCUUCACGUAACCCCUUAUUAUUGCUCGUUCCUUUUUCAGACUCUCCCUAGGUCAAUAUAUUCCAUACUCUGAAAUGUUUUCUGCAUAAAAAAGUUUCAUGACUUCCCUCCUCCUUCAAUGAAGUUGAUCUCUUGAUAGGGACUCCACACUCAAACAAUGUGUUUCCACACUCGCUGCCAGACCCAUUCAGUACAUUGAAAGCUUCAAUCAAACCUCAUCUGAAAGAGUUAGCUUGUUCCUGUUCAUAUGAGCUGGGUUAGAACAAUUGAAAGUUUCUAAUCUGUCCAGUACCACAUGAAAAGGGGAGGCCUUCUUGGAGUAAGAGCUGCAGUGUUGACAUUUUUAAUGGCAGUUCACCCUUGCCAGCACGUAUGAUCAAUCCUUGAAAUGUGACACAUUAUUACAGCAAACAUAUCAUCAGGCUUUCUAUCAUUGGAAUUUCUUUAUUUACUUAAUAGAUUCUAGAGAUAUUAAUUCUCAUUAGAUUGCGGAGGUGAUUGGGUAAAUGUGUGCAGUCUUCUUUCAGUUGGAAAUAGUGAAAUUAUCUCUUUGCUAUUGAUUCCUCCAUUAAAGAUAACAGAGCAGAUCUCUGAGUUUAACAGCAUGAAACAUUAUGAUCAAAUAUUUCUCCAAAUUUCACUGGACCAUUGCUUCCUGGGCCAUUGGAGUCCAGUGUGAUUUGAAGCAAACAGGUUAUUUUGUAGAAAUGAGGGAAAAGAUUUUCAACUUGGUGUCCAAUUUUUAUAGGAACUACAAAUUCCAUUCCUGUUAGUUUCAAAUAAUUUUGACUUUAUAGUAUUUUGAUAUUGAUGAACUCUGUAGCAAGAUGGUAUGUGUGCUUUUACCUCCAAUCUUUUCUCAUUUUCACCUUCCUUUCCUUCCACCAACACAUCCAACAUGCAUACCUAGUAUUCAUUAAAGCACUGUGUCACAGUUUUGAAUCAUUUCAUUUAAACAUAACGAUAAUAAAAUCAAUUGGCGCAUCUAUAUUUGGAUCUGCUCGGCUCCAUAAGAUGAAUUUUGCCAAUAUUAAUCUAAUGAAAAGUGAGCUGGAUUUCUUUAAAUAGGAAUUCCACAAUUGUCAGCUUACUUCCAAAUCUGUUAGAGGAAUGGUUGUUGUGAGACUGGCGUAAAUUGAAUCUGCUUGAAAUUAAAUGAGACUCCUCCAAAAAUAAUUUUUGGUCAGAAAUUUCUGGAAAAUGCUGGAGCGGCCACAGAAAAUACAUUUCUGCCAAUCAUGAAAAAUCAGUAAAUUCAGGGUGAAAUAAGGAAUUGACCCAGAAAGGAGCUGAGGCCUGGGCCAGAUCAGCCAUGGCUAUAGCGAAUGGUGGGGCAGGUUUGAGUGGCCUGGUGACCUAUUCCUGCUCCUUGUGUCCUUGUGUGCCAGCUAACUUGAAUGGAUACAUCACCACUUGUUGUCUUGACUUUGCAAGAGCAUUUGACACAGGGCUGCUUGCUCUAAGCAUUUACCAGACGGAAUGGGAAGGUGCAAAGAACGAGAAGAAGAUUCAGUGGUUUUGCAAUGUGACUUGUGAAGCAGUGUUGCUGAAACAGAUCCAAUCAGAUGCACAGACAGGUGGCUAUAAUGCAAGCUCAAAAUAACUGCUGGACACGCUAACAAUGGGAAGGGAGUUAGGACUGCACAAAGAAUCAAUUCAGACAAUUUUCACAAGGCACUCUUGAAAAACUUGCCUCAUGGAUUUGUAAGAACCUGAUAGAAGUUCCUUCUUGUAUCUAUCAAGCCAUACAGCAUGUAAAUCAUUCCUUCAGCCCAUUGACUCUAUGGCAACCAUCAACCAGUCAUUUUACAUUAAUCCUACCCUAACCUACUUUAUCACAAACAAGAGAAAAUCUGCAGAUGCUCAAAAUCCAAGCACUAGCCCCCUUUAUUCUAUCUACAUUCCCACCAAGUCAUCGAAAACUUUGCCACAUACCUACAUUAUAUGGAGAAUUUACACUGGUCAAUUAACACACAAACCUUCGCAGCUUUGAAAUGUGGGAGGAAAUUCGAGCACCUGUAACAAACUCACAUGGUCACAGAGAAAACGUGCAAACUCCAAACAGAGAGCACAAGAAUUCAGGACCAAGCGCAGCUCCCUGAAGUCUACCAGCUGUACGACUGAGCUGCUGUAUCUUUGAAGAAACUAUUGCAAUGUACAACCACUUCAUUGGAAGCUGCUGCAAACCCUUAACCGAGGAACAAAGAAGGACCAGGUUCCAUUGCUUCCAUGGAAACACACACUGUGUCUGGCUACAGAAGUGAAGUGAAGUAAUAUCACCGUCUACCGUACAUGAAGGUGACCCAUCACAAUUCAAUUACUACCAUUAAACAAACUAUCGUCAGUAUAUGUAGACCAACAUGGGUGUCAGUUGCUCUUCCUGUCACUGUCAUUUUGCAGUGUUUUAGGUAUUAGGUCUUCAGUCUUCUUUCUCAGGGCAUCACAUACGCAGCAAGCCCAGAGAUACAGUGAUCAAGACUUUGUCAGCAGCCUGCUCAGAAAGCAGAGUAUCCCCGCUUCUAAUCAGUUAAACCUUGUACUGAUAUGAAGCAGGAGCAGCCAAUAUCCUUGACUCUUCAACUGAACCUCGGAGUUGCUGGAUUGAAGAAUAGGUUUGACUAAUUUCCUUAGACAUGCGCACAAGCUGUAGUUUGUUAUUCUUUGUUACUCUCUGAGGAAAGAUUUUAGGCUGAUAUAUUCAUAAAUAGCACGUGAUUAUACUUUUCCUGGUUUGAAGAAGUAUUUCUCUGUGUGUAUGUGACAAGAGGAAGAUGGAGGAAGUAAACAUUAGUUACCUACAAAUCAUAAGUGCACAAUGUCAGGAUUCGGCAGAAGUAUGUGCCAUUCACUGCAAGCUAUGUAGAACUGGUAGUCUGGAUGGUCAAUUCUGCAUCAUCCUGCAUUGACUUAUUAUUUGAUGUUUCUCCCCACCGUUCAGUGAGCUCUCGUCUCAUCAUUUGUUUUGUGUGCAUCCAGAAAGUGUCCGUCAACUUUUCAACAAUUAGAAUCUCCACAGAUUAUUCUUCACAAACACGUGAAGGUCUGCAGAUGCUGGAAGUCGAAAGUGAUACAGACAAAAUGCUGGAGGAACUCAGCAGGCAAGGCAGCAUCUAUGGAAAUGAGUAGACAGUGAACGUUUCAGGCUAAGACCCUUCACCAGGUCCUGACAAGAGGAAGAUGGAGGAAUUAAACAUUACUUACCUACAAACCAUAAGGGCACAAUGUCAGGAUUUCACAUACGUAUGUGCCAUUCACUGCAAGCUAUGUAGUACUGGUAGUCUGGAUGGUCAGUCUUUUCCUGGCCUGCUGAGUUCCUCCAGUAUUUUGUCUGUGUUGCUACAGAUUAUUUUUAUCUUGUCUUCAUUUCAAGAUCUGGAUUUAAAUAUUUGGCAAAAUUAAUUACAGCUGAAUUUUCUCUCCUCCCCUUCCCCUAGUUUGAGACUUUAGCGUGUGUAUUUAUCAUCAUUGACAGGCCAUAUCCAGCAAGGUCUGGGAGGUGUAUGGACAUGAGUGCAGGGUUUAAUGCUGCAUUUUUGGUGUGAAUGUCAGUUAAAAUGCUGAAGUUGACUACAAAGCUAGGGUUAUUUUAUCUCCACAUGAAACAUUUAGAAAACAUGAGUAAGCUAAUUUUGUUACAUGAUUUACUUUGUGAGCAGUGUAAUCCAUUGCUUGUGUCAACAAAAUCUAUCUGAGCUUGUUUUGGGUAAUGUUGGCACUAUCUUAGCACUCUUCCCAGUUUUGCAGUGUCUAGACUAUCUAACGGUCAGCCCCAUUAACGUCCAUACCAUGAGUUGUAUAAACAGAUCCUAACAGGCUGGUCUCUAGAUUGGUCCUGGAUGACAAGGAACCUCCAACAGUUCAAUAUUGGAUCCACCAUCUAUUGUCCUGCCUAUCCCCAGGUUCCAAGUAGUUCAUCACUGUAGCCCAUGUACUAACAUUCUCCCAGGAAUCCAAACCAAUCUUGUCUGGAGAUCUUGGACUAUGGGUUGGACCCAUACUGUACAAGCACAUUUAUUCUCUUAGUUGUAAAUUAUUUCUAGGCUCUGUUUACAAUUUUAAGUGGCCUGAUUACAUACUCCUGGUGAAACUUGUCUUUCCCUUUGGAAAUCAGUUCCAUCACUCAGUCCUCACCCUCUUGUCAUUAUGUGGAGAAAAUGCAUCAUUAUUUUUUGUUGCUACCAUUUCUUUUUUUUUAAUCUGUGAAGUGCCUUUCUUUGUUCAAUAUUAAAUAUUGUGGUUGUUGCAUUGUAGUUCAGCUGUACUGAAUAGUUUAACUGAAAAUAAAGCCAUUGUG